AUGAAAGAAGAAUACAGUCAUCUAGACAUCAACGAUCAGAUCAAGAGUUUACGAGAGUUAUUGAAUAAGGAAGCUGAAGAGGUGCUCUUAACAGAUAGUCAGCUGGAAGAAGUAUCAAGAUUUAAGAAAGCGGAAGAAGUUCGCAGAGCUCGAGAAGAACAGACUGAGAGAGAGAAACAACUAGCCAAAGUAGCGGAACGGGCUGAAGCUGAAAGAAAACGAGAAGCUGAAAAAGAAAGACGAGCAGAAGAAGAGAAAGCUAGAGUAGCGGAAGAAAGUUAUCAGGAUAUCGAGGAAGAACGAUUUCUGCUAGAUUCGAGAGUAAGUCCGAGUUCUGUAUCUGCUGAAAUCCCGUUAAUCAUUGAUUCUCUUCAGAACGGCUCAACUGAAGAUCCCACAGCUAUAGAGAUGGAGAAAUUGAAUAUUGCCAAUAACGAGCAAUUGGAUUUGAGUCAAAACGAAUCACUGCCAGUAGUUUCGAACGAAACUUCCGUCGACUUUGUUUCAUUUAUUCAAGAAAAUGGAGCUUAUUUGAUGCUUCAAAAACAAAAGUGGCCUCAGAGACUACACCAUGAUUUGAAAAAUGAAGGCGUGAGGUAUCCGCUCGGAGUCGCAUAUGACGAAAAAGCCAAGCGUUGGCUGAUUUGUGAUCGCAAUACUGAGAAGAUUUUGCUUAUUGAUGUCAAGAUGGAAAGUAUGAAUGUCUGUGACGAUAUCAGUUGUCCAACUGCAAUUAUUGUUUAUGAAGAAGGAAAAAGCGCAGCCGUUUUAUGUGCAGUUGGAAAAAGUCAUACAAUUUACAUAUACCACCACAGCGAACCUAAUCCUUUCAUACAAGCGUUUGCUCGACACGACGAACCGAUGUACGACAUGCGCCACCAGCUGAGAGGACUUGCGAAGUCAGUCGGAGGAAACAUUCUUUCAUUAGAAAAACAUAAUCAAAACCGAAUGCGGGUGUUCAACAAAGGCAUGGGUGGAAAAGGAUUCUCCAUGGCUGGAACAAAUACACCAUGUUUCAUCGCAUCAUUCCGAUCUACCGUGGCUGUGUCAGAUCUAGGUGUGAAUAAGGUGUUCAUUUGCAAUUUGGACGACAGAGACUGGGAAUCGAUUUCAUUCCAAAUGUUAAGAGUGAUCGAAACUACAGUCGUCUUGCCGCCUGAUCAACUUGCCAAUCAGUCAGGAUUUCAAUUUGUAGCCGGAAUGCAGUUUGACUGCAACGGAUUCCUUCUCAUUGGUGAUGCGAAAGGGCAUUCGAUUAAGCUCUAUGACACUGAUUACAAUUUCCUGCACAGAGUGUCGAGUGAUUUCGUUCUCCCAUACGUUUCGUCAUUCCAUGUGAACAAAGACGGAGAUUGUAUUCUCCUCGACGUAAAACAGCGUGACGCCAUUCAGUGGGUAAAGAUGUCAUCAGUGCCGAACGUUCGGCAUUGGCUGGGCAGUCUGGUGGUUUUUAUAUUAACAAGUUCCGUUGGUUCUCAAUUCCCACCCACCUACGCGGUCCUUCUCACUUCCAUUUUCACAAUAAUCGGAGCAGCAGUUUUUGUCAUUUGUGACGCUUUUAACUUCAAUAAAACCGAACCAGAUGAGUGGAUCUUCUGGGAAAGUGUAUUCACUUCUUCGUUCUCGUUUCUCUUCACCGUCAACACAAUGACAAUGCUCUACAGUUCGAUUCGAUGGAACAACACUGCUUGGUGGCUGGCAACUGUCGUGUGCUCAAUGGUCACAAUGUCAUUUUUUCUUAGCUUGAUUCAUGUGAUGAGAAAACAAACCAAAGGGCACAUUGCGCUGACUCAGGAAGAGAAUAUUGUUCGCUUCAACACACGAAUGAAUCGUCGUGUUUAA
This is a messenger RNA of Caenorhabditis briggsae, 1842 nucleotides long. Bases 1 to 1842 code for a protein of 613 amino acids. The record is from RefSeq and is a predicted model, not a curated record. Lineage: Eukaryota; Metazoa; Nematoda; Chromadorea; Rhabditida; Rhabditidae. The transcript is spliced from 8 exons.